AUGGCUGUCAACCUCAACGUCAGAUCGUCAGCAGCAGCCACAGCAACAACAACUCCGCCGAAUCUUUCUCAAAUACCCAUCCCGACUCAUAACUCAACGGGAAACAAACGGUUGCAAGAAUAUAAACAGUUGCACCACCACCACCUCCACAGUCAUCACAGUAGGUUGCAUCCGACUCGUAGCCAUUCACCCGCAUUAAAGAGGAAACCAAAAGCGCCAUUAUCCGCAUCGACAAAAACAUCGGCGGAAAUGUCGCACUUGUUCCAUCCAAAGCCUUCGAUAGUGAAAAAGCAAGAUAACGGCGACGACGAGGAGAAUAGCGACGGCUCCAACGGCACUAUAGAGCACUACAUUCGAGAUGUGGCCAAGAUACCCAUUGUGACACCGAGACCUUCGAGCGAGGAAUUGCCCCACACAUAUGGCAAGCAGGUGGGCUCGCCCAAGUUACCCCCGGUCAUAACGCAGGAUAUGCGAAAUCACACCAAUUUGCCCGAAGAGUUGCCGCGGGUUGUGUGUAUCGCGAGAGCAAGGAUACCAACAACGCAAGGACCCGACAUUUUCUUGCAUCUCUACGAAAACAACGUCGACAACAAGGAACAUUUGGCCAUUGUGUUUGGCGAAAAUAUACGAUCUCGGUCCUUGUUCAAGCAGAGACCAGGCGACACGCAACAGGAUAGAAUGACGCGAGGCGCAUACAUAGGCAAGCUAGCGCCCGGCCGGACAGUGGCGGAUUCAGAUGGCAAGAGAGCAUUACGCUUUACACCCGACGGAGAGUUGGUAAUUGACGAGUCCACAUUUACGCAACCGACCUUGGUGCGGAUCCAUUCCGAAUGUUACACUGGUGAAACAGCAUGGAGUGCAAGGUGCGACUGCGGCGAGCAAUUUGACCAAGCCGGGAAAAUCAUGGCGGAAAAUGGCACUGGAUGCAUGGUAUAUUUGCGACAAGAAGGACGAGGCAUAGGUUUGGGCGAGAAAUUGAAAGCCUACAACUUGCAGGACUUGGGAGCAGAUACCGUUGAAGCCAACUUGAUCUUGAGACAUCCUGCAGAUGCGAGAGAUUUCUCGUUAGCCACGGCGAUUUUGUUGGAUUUGGGCUUGGUGGAGAUUAAAUUGUUGACUAAUAAUCCAGAUAAGAUCAUAGCGGUGGAAGGUAAACAUCAAGAAGUGAAGGUGAAGGAAAGAAUACCGAUGAUACCGUUGAGUUGGAACCAUAGCCAUGACGAUGAUGGUGUUCAUGCCGAAACAGCAAAUGGAGGAGCCAGAAAAAGAGGCAUUAAAAGUAAAGAAAUAGACGGUUAUCUCAGCACCAAGAUUGAGAGAAUGGGGCAUCUUUUGGAAAAGCCAAUCAAAAUAAGUAGUAGUAGCAAUUGA
Molecule: messenger RNA, 1371 nt
Organism: Lodderomyces beijingensis
Lineage: Eukaryota; Fungi; Ascomycota; Pichiomycetes; Serinales; Debaryomycetaceae
Source: the annotation of a GenBank genome assembly